UAAUGUUUUACUUCACUUCAAAUUUAAUUUCGUUUUGGUUAAUUAAAACAAUUUCUUGCAAAAAAACAGUUCAUCAGAAUGAAGAUUACGGGUCUGUUUUUCAUCAGUUUUCUAGUGUUUUUUGUUUCCAUUAAUGGCUUGGCUAAUGCUGGUAAACUUUUCAAAGUUGGCGAUGAAUUUGGGUGGCAGGAACCUGGUGGUAACACUAACACCACCAAUGCUGUUUAUACCAAAUGGGCUGAAAAUAAUCGGUUCCGAGUCGGAGAUUCUCUCUUAUUUGUGUACAAGAAUGACUCAGUAGUACAAGUGGAGAAAUUUGGAUAUUUCCAUUGUAGCAGCACCAAGCCAAUUGUUGCAUUCAACAAUGGAAGAAGCAUUUUCAACUUUGACAAAUCGGGUCCAUUUUACUUCAUAAGCGGAGCUCCGAAUCACUGCAAAAGAGGCCAGCGUUUGAUUGCUGAAGUAAUGGGCGAGCAUCAUCCAAGAUCUCCACCGUCCAUUGCGAAUCCACCUGAUCAGUCUAAUAAUUACAAUGCACCGUCGCCACAGCCAAGUUCAGGAACUCUGAUCUCUGCCAGGAUUGGUUCUGUUUCAGUAUUUGUUGCUGCUACAAUAUUAGUUAAUUUAGUAUGGUCAUUUUAAACAUUUUAAUUAGUUAUGUUAAUUUGUUUUUACCAGUUCUUAAUUUUAGUUGUUUUGGGAUUAUAUGUAUUUGAACAAUUUGUAUUUGAAUUGUUGGUUUAUUAAUUGAACACUAAUUGGUUUCA
Molecule: messenger RNA, 767 nt
Organism: Mercurialis annua (annual mercury)
Lineage: Eukaryota; Viridiplantae; Streptophyta; Magnoliopsida; Malpighiales; Euphorbiaceae
Product: early nodulin-like protein 21
Exons: 2
Coding region: 79-642 (187 amino acids)
Cellular component (GO): plasma membrane
Molecular function (GO): electron transfer activity
Source: RefSeq, a predicted model, not a curated record